ACAUUUCUUACACGCGUGGUUGAUGCAGCUCGACAUUGCGCACCUUCAAAUUCUCAGGCGACACGAGGCAUAUGCGUGGUCUGGCGAGGUCACUUCAUUAUAAUGAACCUUGGGCGUGGUCAAUUAGUCUUGAGCUGCUCCACCGUCCUCGCUGCUUCGUCGUCCUUCUCCUCGACCUGCUUCUCCGACUCGACGACGACGUUCGAGCCGAUCUCGACUGGCACAAGCGAGAUACAUGCAACCCAUACCCGUUUCCUUUGGAGGUGCAGGCCACAGUCCCGUUUUUCCUUCAGGGGGAGGCAGUGGCCGGCGGUUAUCUGAUCCCAAAGCUGCAGCUGCCCUGGGCUACGGCCAGCUAGGGUCAGGGGUCCGCAUCUCAACGUCGACGACCACCUUCCACAGCCAUCGCAGCCACCACAGUCACACAUCCGCCUCCAGCUACAGCUCAUCCUCCAGCUCAGGCUCUUCAGCUGCUGCUGUCGCCGUUGCUGCUGCCGCGGUAGACGCAUACGGUGACUAUCACAUCCCCACGAGCCUCUGUGACGCCCAGCUCGAUCAUCCCAAGACAUCGAGGCGUCACCCCAAGCGCUCCGGGAUUCCACACGCAGGUGCACAUAAGAGGCCGAGUGCGCGCAGGAUGCAGUCCGAUCAUGGAGGGGAGACCGCGCUGAGGACCGCCGUGUCCAAGCUCAUUGCCGUCAAGGCGAGACCGUUCACCGUCUCUGGCCAGAUCCCGCUCGAUCCAACCACAUUGGUGCUCUUCUUCCGAUCCAAGAGCGGGAUAACCCACUCGCUCGACUUUCCUGUCGACGUCGACUACGACACACCACCCGCUCUAGACGUCCUCAUCUCUGCGUGCCAGAGCACGCCCAUCCCCGAUGCUGUUGACUCGUUCUAUUACCCCUCCCAGCUCCCUCUUACGGCCACCGUCGAGAUCGCGAACCACCCGAUCACCGAUGCCCUCCGCAACACCCUCUUCCCCCUGAUGCCGCCUGGUACGCACCUCAUCGCCGUGCGUGACCGCCUAGAGGUUACAGUUGCCGGAGGCGACAUCGGUCCACAAAGCGCCGCAGGUAUCUUGGGGCACAGCGACGGGCGGAUCGCGACCGUCGUCGUCACUCUGCCCAUCAGGUUCACCGGAGGAGCCCUGGUCGUACGCGACGCGGCAGACAGCAACGAGGAGCGCUUCGGCGGGCGCAGCGAGCCUGGCGAGGACGAUGAGGACGAUAGCAGGGACCCGGAUAUCAUCGAGUGGACCGCGUUCCUCGCCGAGUGCUCGUACGAGGUCGAGCGCGUGAACAGCGGGUGCAGGAUGUGCAUCACGUACGGUAUUCAUGCGCGCUCGUUUGGUGCGGGUCCGGGCGUCGAGCCGCUCAUCGGGCCGAGCGAUCGGUUCUUGGAUUGUUUGAGCCAGGUGCUGAACCUUUCGAGGGGGAGGAAGAUUGCUUUCCAUUUGACGCAGGAGUAUGUGGCGAACCCGGAGGAUGCGCUGGCGGAGACGCUCGUGCCGCAGCUCAAAGGCAGCGACUCGAUCCUCUACCACGCGCUCAAGAUCUACAAGCUCGCGCCCGAGCUGCACUGGGCCGCAGGCGACUUCAUCUGGCCGAUCGACCGCGCCGUCGAUACCGAGGCGCACGACGGCAGCGAUCCCACCAGUCAGCUCCCGUCCUCCGUCCCGCGCACCGGCACGACGCCGCCGUCGUUCCCCGUGCCCGCGCUGCCCACGCCCGUCGCGUCGCCGCUGCGCGCGAUCCGCCACCCGUUCAGCCCGCACAGCGACGUCUCGUCGCUCGCGGAGGACUUUCAGGACGGGCUCGCGUUCGGCUCGCCGACGGACUCGUCGCGGGACGGCGGGUUCCGCGAUCACCGCGAUGGGUUCCGGGAGAGCAGAUCGGACCGCGAGAGGGAGAGGGAGAGCAGGGCGGAGCUGAAGCGGCGUAUGAUGGCGAGCGGCGCGGUUCCGCUCGACGAUGCGGAGAUCACUAUUGCGUCUGAUUGGGCGCCUGGGCCUAUUACGAAGCUGCGUGUGCCGUUCGUGUCGGGGGCGUCGGGAGAGCUGGGGAGGCUGGUGGUGAAUGUGCUGUUGGCGACGUAUGUGCCUUGAUUGUGUAGAGUGUGGGUUUUUGAUCUUGUGGACUUGGCGCUCGACUGCAACGAUGCGUCUGGGGCGUCAUUGGGGAAGAAGACCUUUGCUGUGUUUUCUUUCUCAUCUUUCUUUUCUUUUUCUUCCUGGUAUGUGUGCUUUCUUGUGUCGUGUUAUUUAUGUUAUCUCUGUUCUGUUCUGUUCUUGGGCUCUGGAUCUGCUAUGGAACACCUGAUGCUCUGUUGUACUCGUACUGCAUUCACGCUUAUCUUUCAUCGCUGUACUCACGCAUUUUUUCCCCAUGUAAUCGCCUAUAUCCAAAUGUACUGAACGUCAUCCCGUUCAACGUCGAAGUCCUUAGUGCCGCC
Molecule: messenger RNA, 2451 nt
Organism: Coniophora puteana RWD-64-598 SS2
Lineage: Eukaryota; Fungi; Basidiomycota; Agaricomycetes; Boletales; Coniophoraceae
Exons: 3
Coding region: 236-2104 (622 amino acids)
Source: RefSeq, a predicted model, not a curated record